AUGGAGAAGAUCGAGCCCAUAUCAUCUACGGGACAGCGAUCCCAGCCCGAAUCCCACAACGAUGUUGGCGAAGUCUACGAUUUGAGUACCAAACAUCACCAGCACGAUCUCGCCAAAGAAGAUGUCGCCGCUGAACUCGCCGAGAUGUUUCAGGGCGGUGAGGGCUACACCUCGCGGGAGGUAUGGCGACUUCGAUGGAAGCUGGACAUACGAUUGAUACCGAUCCUCUGGUUCAAUGUUCUGCUGCCUGCCAUGGACAAAGUCAGCCACGCAACUGCCGCUCUCUACGGUCUGAAGACGGAUCUCCAUCUCGUCGGGGAUCAGUACUCAUGGAUUGGCAGUGUCUUUUACUUCGGCUACAUGGUCUGGUGUUUCCCAGCUGGCGGGCUGCUACAAAAGCUUCCCAUUGCGAAGACCAUGUCCGUUGCCAUGAUGCUAUGGGGCGUGCUGCUGAUCGGAUCGGGUUUCGUCAACUCCUUCUCGCAACUCAUGGCAUGCCGCUUUCUGCUCGGUUUGCUUGAGGCACCAAUCGUCCCAGGCAAUAUGCUGGUCCUCUCAAUGUGGUACACACGAUCGGAGCAAUCGUUGCGCUACGGGCUGAUGUACACUGGGCUCUCAACAUGCUUUACUGGCCCUAUCGGCUAUGCGAUCGGAUUCAUCAAAACAGAUAACUUCCAUGUCUGGCAGAGCUUCUUCUGGAUCUGUGGAGCCAUGACAUUCGCCUAUGGAAUUGUGGUUGGCAUCUUCCUUCCUGACAACCCGGUCAAAGCCAAGUUCAUAAAUGAAAGAGAGAAGGCCAUCGCUAUCGACCGGGUGCGAGUUAAUCAGACCGGCAUCGAGAAUAAGACGUUCAAAAGGGAGCAAUUCAUUGAAGCCCUCCUCGACAUCCGUGUCUGGCUCAUGUUUCUGUUCAACAUCUGGAUCAGCAUUCCCAACGGCGGUCUCACGAACUUUUCGCCCUUGAUCGUGAAGGGUUUAGGCUACACCUCACAACGUUCUGCCCUCCUCACCAUCCCGAACGGCAUCGUCCAGACUGCAUCCAGCUACAUCUGCAACGGCGGAGUCUUCCUUGCCGCCAAAUACCUUCCCCAGUACCACCUUCGCGGGGCGUUCAUGAUGUUUGGCAUCAUCGUCGGACUCAUCGCUGCCGUCUUCCUGUACACGCUCCCUCUGACGGCAUAUCACAGCCGUCUUGCCGCCAUGUACUUGUCCUUUUUCUACCUAGGUCCAUACAUCGUGGGCCUGAGUGUUGUUGGAGCGAACACUGCGGGCCACACCAAAAAGGUCACCGUCAACGCCAUGAUGUUCAUCUCCUACUGCGUGUCGAACAUCGUCUCUCCACAAUUCUUCAAGACGAACCAAGCGCCGCUGUAUCCUCUUGGUUUCGGGGCUAUUUUGGGAUCGUACAUUCUCUCUCUGAUCACCAUCAGCAUUUACAUGUUCCUAUGCUGGUGGGAGAACAAACGUCGCAACGCGCGAGAUGCUGCCGCCAACGAGGUUGUGCACCAAGACACCGAUUUCAAGGAUCUGACCGAUAAGCAGAACUUGCACUUCCGAUACAUUUGGUAAUCGAGAAAGAGUGAAGGCUCUGAUAUACCUAGUGAUUGAAAAUGGAGCGCCCCGUAAAUUGCGGCUCUUCAGUUGAUG
Exophiala xenobiotica is the source of this 1647-nucleotide messenger RNA. RefSeq lists its product as uncharacterized. Gene Ontology annotation, cellular component: membrane. The coding region runs from base 1 to 1569 and encodes 522 amino acids. Gene Ontology annotation, biological process: transmembrane transport. Gene Ontology annotation, molecular function: transmembrane transporter activity. Lineage: Eukaryota; Fungi; Ascomycota; Eurotiomycetes; Chaetothyriales; Herpotrichiellaceae. The transcript is spliced from 8 exons. The record is from RefSeq and is a predicted model, not a curated record.